Molecule: messenger RNA, 3453 nt
Organism: Necator americanus (New World hookworm)
Lineage: Eukaryota; Metazoa; Nematoda; Chromadorea; Rhabditida; Ancylostomatidae
Exons: 33
Coding region: 1-3453 (1150 amino acids)
Biological process (GO): response to zinc ion; zinc ion transmembrane transport
Cellular component (GO): microvillus; plasma membrane; cilium
Molecular function (GO): zinc ion transmembrane transporter activity; cholesterol binding
Source: RefSeq, a predicted model, not a curated record
AUGAAACCAAGCGAGCUCCCAACCGUCUUCGGUUCCCUGCUGAAAGUCGUUUACACAAAGCAAAUGCCAUCAAAUCCUGGUUUUCUAUCCGACAACAACAUCGACACUCGUAUGCUGAUUGAGGGCGGAGUGGCGGCUCUUGUGAAUAACUCAACAGUAGCGAACGGACGAAUGGAAGGAACAGAUGUUGACGGGGAUUCUAUCAUCUCUUCUGAUGAUGACUCCAUUGGACAUUGCCAUUGUGGUACAGGAGAUUCGUGCGACGAUCCAGAAGCGGGUCGGCGUGCGGAAAAAGUUCUAUGGGCGGUUGCUUUACUUUCGGCGGUAUUCAUUAUUGCCGAGUUUGCUGGCGGCUUCUUCGCCUCAUCGCUAGCGAUUAUGACCGAUGCCGGACAUAUGCUUUCUGAUCUGUUGUCAUUUGUCAUUUCUAUUCUGGCAAUCAGGACUGCACGCCAGCCACCAAGCAAACGUCUUUCUUGGGGCUACGAGCGAGCCGAAGUAUUAGGAGCACUGAUAUCCAUUAUUAUUUUAUGGGUGCUCACGACUGUGCUUGUUCUGCUGGCUAUUGAAAGAAUUGUGAGCAACAAUUUAAGUGUUGAGGCUGACGUGAUGUUAAUUACUGCCUGUGUUGGCGUUGGUUUCAAUAUUAUCAUGGGCGCAGUACUACAUUUUGGUGGUGGAGGCCAUGGACAUGCUCAUCAUGGUGGUCACGGUCAUUCGCAUUCACACGGGGGAAGCGAUAAGAAUGUCAACGUCCGUGCCGCGUUCAUCCAUGUGGUCGGCGACUUAAUCCAGUCGAUUGGUGUUCUGAUUGCCGCCCUAGUGAUUAAGUUCACCGGCUGGGAACUAGCGGAUCCGAUUUGCACAUUCUUCUUCUCUGUGAUUGUACUAUUCACAACUAUCACUGUGUUGCGUGAUAUAUUCUUCGUUCUUAUGGAAGCCACUCCACGACAUAUGGACUUUAACGCUGUGAGGGAGGAUCUCGCCGCUUUACAAAACGUCCAGAGUGUUCACGAUCUCCACAUGUGGUCUCUAAACAUGGACAAAACCGCUCUGUCUGUACAUCUAGCCGUCGAUUCAUCAGAUCACGCUCUGUCUACGGUGACUGCAGCUCGUCAACUGAUUCGGCAAAAAUAUGGCCCAUGCGAUUCGGUGGCUCCCGUAAUGCGAAGAGACUGCACUACUCCGGAGAUAGAGGUCAGCGAACUGGAAAAGCCUAGCACAGGCAUAGUGUUGACAUACCUCUAUGCUGCAACAAGCUACCUGAUGAGAAAGAUGGUGCAUAAUGUACCUGACCCGACAAUACAGAGAAUUGGAAAAGUUAUCCACGAUCCGAAGAGAAUAAAGACGGUAAUUUUGGAAAGUACUUUUGAAAACCCCAUAGUCUCUAUGAUAUUAUUCAUGUGGAUAUUACUCGCAGGAACGAUGGUGUUUUUAGCUGGGAUGAAUUUUGUUUGUCGAACUCUAUUUGUUAAUAAGGGGAAAAAUGUGAACGCUCUUUCCAUGGUUUGGGCAGCUCUUUCAUUCAUUGUUUGUGUGUCAACCUCCUUGGCUGGCAUGUAUCUGUUUUCUGUUAGUCUCGGUCAACUUCAAGAUGGUAUUCAAUUACUGCCAAGUCAGCUAAAAAUCGUCACACAUGAUACCAAUAUUUUUAUGAUUCACCUUGGUAAUACCGUACACUGCUUGUAUAAAAAUGAACACAUAGAAUUCAACGUUAAAGCCAAAAAAGUGCAUAAGCAUUUACUAGAACAUGUCGCUGUAAUUGAAAAUAGAGUCAACAUCACACAUAUGCUAGAAAUUUUCACACAAAUACAAGAAAAUAAAAAAACUUUAAGUAACACUAUGAGUGCAAUGAGAAAAUCACCUGCGCAAGAAAUACGUAUCUAUUCCAUGCAAGCAACUGAAUUUCUAUUGGAAACAUUGCAAUUUAUGGAAAUGUAUAAUAAUUGGAUCACAGGAAUGUUGGAAACUUGUUCAUCGAUGUUGCUAAGGAUUAAAAAUGGCGUCAAAAAAACAACAAAAGCAAAGGAAAUGGUUGAACGAUCAAUGAGGGAUUAUGCGAAAAAGAUACAAAUAUUGGUCUAUUUUAUUCGGAAUUCCACAAUUGAAGUAGAAGAGCAACUUAGUGAUGCGUUCACAGAAAAGAAAUACUCGCAGCGUGUAAGUGACAUCCUCGGCUACACCAUCAUCAUUCCGUUUACACUGGUUGCACUUUCUAUGCUAGGGCUUACAGCCAUUUUCAUCGGCUGUACGUUCUACAUAAGUCGGUACCGUCAUGAUGAGAAAAGAUCACGACGUGGAGCUGUUUCUCUUGCUUUGGGAUCCAUUUUAGCUGCUGCUGGUUACACCGCUAUUCUUGUUGGAGCUAUGUUAUGCGCAAUGUCAGCGAUUUGUUUCGUUAUUGCUUUUGUCGCUAUGUGCAUGUGUACUGGACUCUUUGAAGACAAAGAACUGCGCUUAUUUCACGCAAUUCCAAAUCUGGAAUAUACCAUAACCGUUGGAAAUCAGGAAAUAACUCAUACAGUCUAUGACACUUUCUAUAAAUGCAAAAAUGGUUACACGUUUUUUGAAUCCUUGAAUGGUUCGGAAAUUAUGGCCGAAAAAGAAUUCCGUGACAAGUUCGGUGAUUUAAGACGGUACGAUAUUGGAAGAGAAAUUCAAAACUUUCAUGUGAGCAAGACAGUCGUCAACACUAUCGCCGCUCAAUUGGAACACAAGAAGGCACAUAUGAUGGAGUUCCAACGAAUACUGAAAGAAAUAAGUCGAAGGAAUUCUAGUAAGGACUUGUCAACACUAAUGGAAAACGUCGCGGUUGCCAAUGAUGACAUCAAUGAACUCGCAAACGAUUUCGUUCGUUUACAACAAAUGAUUAAACCACUAGUAACUCCUAAGAUUAGGGAUCCGUUGGUGAAAACGAUACGCAAAAAUCAAGAACAGUUCCAGCAUCUUAUCUCCACAGCAAUCGCAAACCUAUUUGUAGCUAUAGUAGAUAUUUCGCCGCAAUGUGAAAACCUCUUGAAUAUUUGGGACGGAAUGGGCAAAUAUGUAUGCAACUGGAUUUCUGCACCAGCGCAAGGACUAUGGGUGGCAAGUAUGUUUUGUGCAAUCGGAUCAGUUGCUAUCUAUCAUGCGUUCUUUAACAUCGCUAGAUUCAUGAACAAGUAUGCCGAAUCAACUCGAGAUAUUUAUCAAAGAAAAAGAAAACGACGGGACAAGUUCGAAUAUGUUAUGAAGGCCUUAAAAGAGGCUAAACGUAGCAGCUCGUCGAGUGGAAGCAAAGAAGGAUACUCGCAGUCCACUGAUCAACUACAAAGAAAGGAAGAAAAUCAAUCGAUAGGAAUAAAAUCGAAUUCAAAUCUGUCAACAAAGUCUCGUGAAAAUACUACAAGCCAACAAAUUGCUCAAAAACUGAUGAUAAUUCGAACAUUCCGGGAACUUCGUAGAAAAGAGUGA